Molecule: messenger RNA, 1725 nt
Organism: Malania oleifera
Lineage: Eukaryota; Viridiplantae; Streptophyta; Magnoliopsida; Santalales; Ximeniaceae
Exons: 3
Coding region: 1-1725 (574 amino acids)
Source: RefSeq, a predicted model, not a curated record
AUGCAGAGUCAGAGCACGAUCAAUAACCAAAACUCCCAGGCUAUCAAUGACAUCAGAGGGACUCUCACUAAAGUAACCACCACUUUGAGUAACCAGGAGAAAGGAAAGUUUCCAGCUCAAUCCCAGCCCAAUCCACAAGGGCACAAUCGAUCAUCUCAGCAUUCAGGUGAAGGGAGCAACGUGAAAUCAGUGAAAGCUAUUACAACUUUGAGGAAUGGUAAGGUUUUGGGUGACCCUGCCCAUAGUGUAGGGAGUUCAGGUAAAAAUGCUAAUCCUCCUCUUGAUAGUGGUGAGUCGAGCACUUUAAAUGCACAUAAUGAUGCAUGUUCCACACCUGCACCGUUUCCACAACGUUUGGUUUCUUUGCACAAGGAUAAACAGCAUGCUGAAAUCUUGGAAAUUUUUAAGCAAGUUAGGAUUAACAUUCCACUUCUAGAUGCAAUAAAACAAAUUCCUGCUUAUGCUAAAUUUCUAAAGGAUUUAUGCACUGUAAAAUGCAAACUGAAUGUGCAGAAAAAGGCCUUCCUCACUGAGCAAGUUAGUGCUAUUAUUCAAAAUCACACACCACCUAAGUACAAGGAUCCUGGGUCACCUACUAUUUCAUGUGUCAUCGGAAACUCUAAGAUAGGGCAGGCCUUGCUAGACUUAGGUGCGGGGGUUAAUUUGCUACCUUAUAGUGUGUAUGAACAAUUGGGGCUAGGGGAAUUGAAAACCACAUCCAUUAUCUUGCAGCUUGCUGAUAGAUCCAUAAAAAUACCUAAGGGUAUCAUUGAGGACGUCUUGGUCCAAGUGGAUAAAUUUUACUACCCUGUGGAUUUUGUGGUAUUGGAUAUGAAAGUGUCAUCCCACGCAAAUUCAUCACCACCGGUGAUUUUGGGAAGACCAUUUUUAGCAACUUCUAAUGCCAUAAUCAAUUGUAGGAGUGGUGUUUUAAAAUUGAGUUUUGGAAAUAUGACUUUAGAAUUGAAUAUCUUCAAUUUGUGCAGGCAACCUCAAGAACAUGAAGAAAUCCAAGAAGUCAAUUCAUUGGAAUCUUUAAUUGUAGACACUCCUUGGUUAAACUAUGAUUGUGAUGAGCAAUGGGAGGAAUUAGAAGAUUCCCUUGAUUUAACUGAGUCCACUGAUCAUUUUUCUUCGCUUUGUGUUGUAGGUGACUCAACUGAGAUGCAAUGGAAGCUUAAAUUUGAACCAUUACCGGCAAUACAAACCCCCGCACAACCAUCCGAUGAGAAGGCACCAGUGUUAGAAUUGAAGCCACUACCGCCGGAACUAAAAUAUGCCUACCUUGGACCAGAGAACUCAUUCCCAGUGGUGAUUUCUGCAUUGUUGACUCCUGACCAAGAAAGGAAAACGCCACCUCAGUGGAAUGCUCAAGACAUAAGAAGGUUGAAGACUGAAGCUAAGAAUUUCUUUUACGAUGAUCCUUAUCUCUUUAAAUAUUGUUCAGAUCAGAUCAUUAGAAAGUGUGUGCCUAACAAUGAGGCUUAUAGAACAGCUUUUAAAACUAUUUUAGGCAUGUCUCCAUAUAGAUUAGUGUAUGGUAAGGCUUGCCAUUUGCCUGUAGAGUUGGAACAUAAGGCGUAUUGGGCAAUUAAACAAUGCAAUUUUAACAUUGAUGAUGCUGGUUGCGUGCGAAAAUUGCAGUUAUCUGAAUUGGACGAGCUGAGAAUGGAUGCCUACAAUAAUUCUAAAUUGUCCAAUGCUAGUCUCCAGCAAAUUACGUGA